Messenger RNA from Salvia hispanica, 1638 nucleotides. RefSeq lists its product as uncharacterized. The record is from RefSeq and is a predicted model, not a curated record. NCBI's taxonomy places the organism in Eukaryota, Viridiplantae, Streptophyta, Magnoliopsida, Lamiales, Lamiaceae.
CAUUACUCAAUUGAGCAUCACACACAAAAACACCAAUUAAUCUUCUUUUUCAUUUCCUGUGAAUCAAGCAAUAUCCACACGCACCUAUACAUACACUAUACAUACAAAUACAAUCCCUUCUCUGUAUUUACUCCCCUCUACCAAAACACCAUUCAUCUUGCAACAAUAUCCAGCUUUAUUAAUCAAUUACUGUGCACCAUAGUUAAUUCGGGGAAAGAAAUGGGGAAUUGUUUGGGGACUAGGAAGAAAUCGCCGGCGGAGAUCUCGCCUUCGGAGCUGAUAUCUCGGCCAUCGGAGCUGAUAUCUCGGCCAUCAGAGCUGAUAAAGCCAGCGCCGGUGAUUAAGCUGUACGGACACCCGGACAGCUUCGCGACCUCCCACAUACGAUUAGCCCUCUCGUACAAGCCGGUGACGCUCCAAUUCGUGCCCUCCGACGCCCAAGCAAACCCUACGAUUAUGUACCAAUCCGACGUGGUGACGGGAUCGGUGGAGGAGAUUCUCCGGUACCUGGACGAGAAGUUCCCGGACUCGCCGGUGGAGGUGGUGUGGGGGUGGUGCGGGGCGAAGACGCCGGCGGUGGUGUGGGUGGUGAUGCUGCAGCACAGGAGCAUGAAGUGGCAUCUGGAGAGGAUGGUGAAGUGGGCGGAGGACAUGGGGGCGCGUGGGGGGAACGCGAGUGGGGAUCCGUCGAUGGGCAGCCCUAGGAUGGAGGUUAAGAAGUUUGGCAAGAGCUACUCGCACCUGCACCAGCUGUUGCUCGAGCACGCGCAGAUGGAGGAGAUGGUCAUGUUUCAGAUCCUUGAAUCCGCCGAUCGAGGGCUGUGCAAAUCUGCGAAUGAGGAUCACGCAAGAGACCUGCCUAUGAUGAAUGGUGUAAAAGAGGAGAUUAAGAUAAUAGGAGUUAUGAAUGUCGGAAGCCCCGACUACCAAGAGGCCCUCACUCGCCUUUUGUCCCGUCUCAACAAAUUAAAGGAAAACUGCAAGCAACACUUUGAAGAGGAGGAACGAGAGCUGCUGCCACUAAUGGAGGCUACGGAGCUGAAUAAGCUGCAGCAAGAGAAAGUGCUGCAACAAUCCCUGGAUGCAAUGCGUGAGACGCACUCUCACUUGUUCCGUUUCUUUAUGGAAGGGCUGUGCCCUCAAGAUGGCAUGCACUACUUUGGCUUGAUCAAGAGAUACUGCGACAAUGCUCGAGUAUCGCUUAUGCUGCACAUGAUGGUUGAUUAGUGGAGUUGCUAAUGCUAUUGUCCCAAUUCUUAGAAAAAGGUUAAUAUUGAAAAGCAUGAUUUGGACCUGCCACCAAAACCUGUUUGUAUAUCCCCUAAAUUCUUUCUCCAAAACUGUUGUUGUAGAAGGUUAUGGCGAUUCACAAUUUUUCUUGAAUUAGUGUAGAUAUGUACUGUAAUUUCAUUAUAGAGGCUGGCUAAGCAUCAGAUUCCACACACACUUAUAGGGGCCAAGCCACUCUUUAGAUGUUUCCUUUUAGUUUGGGCCUUUUUCUUUACAACCUCUGUUUGUCUUGAAGCAAGUUGAGGUGUCAUGUCCUAACAGGGUGCAUGUGUGGGAAUGUUAUCCAUUUGGUAAAGUAGUUGAUGUUAUCUGCCUUUUCCAAUACAAUUUACAUGAUGGUUCUAUCAA